CCGCGUCGUAGCAAAAUUUUCGUCAAACAAGUAACAAUGCUGGAACGAUAUCUACAGCACUAUGCACUACAAGAACUACUCAUCUAGGUACGACAACUACUCGUACAUGCGUCAGCUUUGUUAUACAACAGCGAAUGUCUAUAUCCUCAUCGUCUUCGUCCUCUCCCUUCGCUUCCCGCUCUGCCGCUGCCUAGUAUAUUCACGGUCUGCUACCCGCGUUCACAGCCGCCUUUUCCCCGUGUUUACAACCGCGCCCUGCACCCAGUCAGCCUCGCCCCAUCCGCACCUGCGGCUACUCACCGACACUGACUUACCCACGAGCACCUUCUGGUACACGCUCUUCGGGCGCGUUACCUGGUCGAAGACCCAUUUCUUAUAGAAAUGGGUGUUAGUGAUGCCAUCCGGGACGCCGGCGGGAGACGACAGGCGACGACAAUCGGGACGCCGGCGGUUCGAGAGAAGCCUCGCAAGCAAGGUGACUUGGUCCAAUGUAGACACGCUAGUUUGACGUGCAUAUGCUCGCUGCUCCCAUAUCCA
Schizophyllum commune H4-8 is the source of this 537-nucleotide messenger RNA. RefSeq lists its product as uncharacterized. Lineage: Eukaryota; Fungi; Basidiomycota; Agaricomycetes; Agaricales; Schizophyllaceae. The record is from RefSeq and is a predicted model, not a curated record. The transcript has a single exon. The coding region runs from base 62 to 379 and encodes 105 amino acids.